This is a messenger RNA of Temnothorax curvispinosus, 1171 nucleotides long. It is a transcript of the gene qvr, whose product is annotated as protein quiver. The coding region runs from base 553 to 1029 and encodes 158 amino acids. NCBI's taxonomy places the organism in Eukaryota, Metazoa, Arthropoda, Insecta, Hymenoptera, Formicidae. The record is from RefSeq and is a predicted model, not a curated record. The transcript has 5 exons. Gene Ontology annotation, biological process: positive regulation of voltage-gated potassium channel activity; sleep; regulation of synaptic transmission, cholinergic.
CCGCGCUCCGGUCGGCGCGUUGACUAGCGCGCUUGUUAGUCGUGCUUGUCAGUACCCGGAAAGCGCUUGUACGCUGCAUUUACAGCGUAAUCGCGACCGCAUAGUCGCACCGUGGCAUUUCGCGAACUGCAUCGUGCCCUUUGCUACGUACCCUCGUACCCUCGUUACGCACGUUUCACCGUCGCUAUGCAUCGGUGAUGUAGACUCGUCGGUAGACUCGGCGCUUAGGUGUCUAAGCUUGAAGAAGGUGUAAGCGCAGAGCAGUGCCGGAUCUCGUUAAAGGGUCGACAAUAUUGAAUCUGAGAUCACGAAGAAUGACGAUGACCAGUAAAAGAAAAUAGAUUUUGUGUUCCAGACAUCGUUUAAAAAUCAGGUCACUAGUGUUGUCACGAGAAAAUCAACCCUUCUAGACUGACCCGUGGUGCUAGAAAAGGACGGCUUGAAAUAUACGGCUGAAUCAGCUCGCGCUAAUCGGGCGCUACUCGAUGUUUGAGAAAGUCUCGACAUGACGCGAAGCUAAACAAAGUGUAAGGAGAUCCUGCCGCUGUCAGGAUGUGGACGAAUCACUUGAUAGUGGCGGCAAUUGUACUCGCGGUUGCCAACGUCUGUCAUGCGGAGUGCCAGACUCGUUCCAUUUACUGCUAUGAAUGCGACUCAUGGACAGAUCUCAGAUGCAAGGAUCCUUUCAACUAUACGGCACUACCCAGGGACCAGCCACCGUUGAUGACAUGUAACGGAUGCUGCGUGAAAAUGGUCCGCAAUGCAAAAUCACCGUACGAGAGCGUGAGAAGAACCUGCACCGCGCAACUACAAAUAAACUUAUUCAUGGUGGACCACGUGUGCAUGAUGGAAAGUACCGGCACUGGUCACAUGUGCUUCUGUGAGGAGGAUAUGUGCAAUCGUGUACCCCCGACCUCGCGCUCGAAUCCCGUACUCCUGCUGAUCCUGUCGACCAUCCUUAUUCUGCGUUCGGCCGUCUUAGAAGCCUCCGCUUGCUUUGUAGAACGUUGCAAUAAUCACAUCGUAUAACACCAAUUAAUUCGAUCCACCCAUCGCAGUGGUGUCCAAUCAUAUCCUUCGUAGAAAUUCUAGCGAGUCGACUACACGACCAUUCGUCGGAACGAACGAUAAGAGCUGGCUUUUUAAAAGCUACAGCCUUUGAGAUGUAGAA